Molecule: messenger RNA, 2984 nt
Organism: Myripristis murdjan (pinecone soldierfish)
Lineage: Eukaryota; Metazoa; Chordata; Actinopteri; Holocentriformes; Holocentridae
Gene: dglucy
Product: D-glutamate cyclase
Exons: 15
Coding region: 190-2085 (631 amino acids)
Biological process (GO): glutamate metabolic process
Molecular function (GO): D-glutamate cyclase activity
Source: RefSeq, a predicted model, not a curated record
AAGAAUCAGCUAUCUGUUAGGUUUUUUCGCCAAACUCUUGCACAUGCGCAUAUGAUGCGCUUGGCCUGGCUCUAAUCUUAACCAUAACCUUUGAUGCACUUGGGAGAAUUGGAACCUACAUUUCUCGAAAAUUUGGAGUAACCUAGACGGGACUUGUUAGAAAUGAUACACAGGACCUCUUGGUGAAGGAUGCUGACUGUUGUUAGAGCUGCUAGGCGUGCCCUCUCAAACCUCAGGAGCAUCUCCAUAUCUGCCCUGGAGUCAGGAUACCAGCAGGCUAAUGUUGUCAUCCUGCCCAGUCAUCUGGCCAAUGACUUCCAGGCGUUCUGUCACAGUAACCCUGGACCCUUGCCACUUCUUUAUCGCAGCCAGGCAGGAGAAACUGCGUGCCCACCUCUUGCUAGAGACUUUGACAUAAGGACUGAUAUCUCUCAGUACUGUGUCUAUGAGAACGGUCGUCUCGUGAGGACAGUCUCCAGCCUGCAGGGCUGCAGUGCUGAACUAAGGGCUGCAUCAGAGAAGCAGACAUGGUCAGACAUGGUGUGUUUCUAUCUGGGAUGCAGUUUUGGCUUCGAAGGCCAACUGAAGAAAGCUGGAGUUCCUGUCAGGAACGUGGAGCAGGGCAGAAAUGUCAGCAUGUACAGGACUUCGGUCCCCUGUGUUUCAGUUGGAGUGUUUAGCUGUCCCUUAGUGGUCACUAUGCGUCCUGUUUCUGCUGACCUGUUGAACGCAGCAUUGCAGAUUACUCACCUCAACCCACUAGCACAUGGAGCUCCCAUACACAUAGGACAUCCAGCUUUUCUAGGCAUACAGGAGCUGUCCAAACCAGACUAUGGGGACCAGGUUGAGCUGCAGCCUGGGGAUGUUCCAGUCUUCUGGGCAUGUGGAGUGACUGCUAUCGAGGCAAUACUGAGCAGCGAGGCGUCGUUGGCGUUCAGCCACUCACCAGGCUGUAUGUUCAUGACUGACAUUCCCGACUCCUCUUCAUCCAUAACUUCUCCCACCACACCUGCUGACCCGGAUCCUGAGCUCACCCCCAGCUGCUUCUUGCUAUCCCACGAUCCCUUGUUUUACAGCUUGGCAUCCCACAGGGCAGUGGAAAAGAUCAGACAGUUGGAGAGGAUUAUCGGAGAGGAUCCAGGUCAGCGAGGGAUCAGAGCUUUAUUUGUUCAGGAUGAACUCCUACACUCCUGUCUGGCACUCUCCCACUCCUCUUCUGUUGCCAUAACAACGGGCUUCCCCACACAUUAUAUGCACAGCCCCCCCGAUGAGACAGAUGGCCCCCCCGGAGCCAUUGCCAUAGCGACUAUGCUGCUGGCCCUUGGGAAACAGGUGACGCUGAUAACGGACAGGAGAGCACUAGAGAUGAAUCAGGACAUCAUGGAAGAAGCUGUGAAGACAGGUGUGCUGAAAUCUGCAAUCCCAUUGGUUGUCUUUGAAAAAAACAAGUCGGACUCUGCCCUCCACUUCUUGUGUCACCAAGGAGACCGCAGCAAGCCCAGGUUUGACCACUUGCUGGCAAUAGAGCGUACUGGUCGAGCUGCAGAUGGAAAUUACUACAACAUGAGAGGAAUCAACAUCAAACAUCUGGUGGAUCCUAUUGACGAUUUGUUUAUUGCUGCCACAGAUAUACCUGGAAUUAUUACCACAGGAAUCGGUGAUGGUGGUAAUGAGUUGGGGAUGGGUAAAGUAAAGGACAAAGUCAAGAGCUUCAUGCCCAAAGGGAGCUUAGUUGCCUGUGAUAUUGCGGCUGAUUAUGCAAUUACUGCUGGGGUGUCCAACUGGGGAGGUUAUGCUGUGGCCUGUGCACUCUAUCUGCUCCAUACCUGUCCGUCCCACCAGCGAUACCUGAAGAAAGGACUAGGAGCGGAACCUGUAACUUCCCCGGCACAGCUCCAGGACUGGGCUGCUAACCUGCCGUCUGUGGACAAGGAGGAGUCUAUCCUCUCUACCCUGGUGCGUUUCGGGAUACGAAGUGGCAAAACCGGUCACCUGGCCAUGGAAGUGGAUGGAUUGACCUUUCACCCCACACACUCUGACAUCAUCACCAGACUACUGGAGGCUACACAAGGCCCCACCCACUAAGAACUGACACCUGACCCUUAACCUGCGCCCUAUGAAGCCAUUGGAGUAGAUUUCUUUAGAAAGUGGAGGAUUUAAAAGGGCAGAAUUACCCAAGCUCUGUUUGCCUGUGUUUCAGAUUUGAUGUAAGAUAUUUUUUUUCAUAUAGUAUUACUAAGAAUAUUAAUAAUAUUCUUAUUCAUAAUAAGAAGAAUAUUAGGACUACUGGAACAAAUUAUUGUGAAUUCAGGUCACAGCCAAGCAGGAGAAACAGAAUCAAGCAUUCAAAGUACACACUCAAACGUUGUGUUUGCACUUGUGUGUGGUUGUAAAUGCUACCUUAGUGUAGCAAAGUAGCAAAGAAGAGGAAAUAACUUUUGUCUUUCAUUCUCAGCUUUGCUAUUGAAUGUAUAAUAAAUGUGAGCAGAAAUUCAUGAAAACUACUGCCAAAUACUUUGUUUCUUACAGUGGUUUGAAAAAUGAAAAAAAAGUGUUUAUGUCACUGAAGAAGUGCCAUUUUUGGUCUGGCUGUAAUUUUACAAGUAAUGGCAGCAAACAAUUUUUCUCACAAUACUUUUUGCCCAUUGCCAGCCUCAGUCCCUGCUGAAGACAAGAUAAGUGCUCAUCAAAAUAUUACUUGUGUGUUAGUUUUUUAAAGUAAUCUUGAGCUAAACAUUACAUCUUGAGCUACACAUUAUGCUGCUAAUAUCAGCAUAAUGUGUAGCUCAAGAUGUAAUGUAAUGUAAUUAUGUAAUGUAAUUAUGUUAGAGGUGAAUAUUAUUUUUUGAGUUAUAAUGGAGAUAUUGAGAUUUUGUUUCUUUUUUCACAAUGGAAAUGUGAUGUGAUCAUAAUAAGAUGAUUUGUUUCUUACCAUCCCUCCACUGGGAAAGGUGAAUUAGCUUCUGUAACAAACAAAAAAAAAA